AGCUUAUCAUAAGGUUAGUGUUUUGAAACAGAGUGUGGUAAGCGAGUUUUCAAAUUCAGAUUUGAAAGUGAAUAAAAUAUACAAUACGAACGGAUAGAGUACGUCGGUUACCCGUUAAAUUAGUUUGUUUAAAAAUAAUCUUAGUUGUUACGCAUUCUGUAGGCUUAGAUCAGUGUAGAAUAAAGAAUAAAAUAAGUCACAUUCAAUUUAGUUUCUGCGUAUACGCUGCUAUUUAGUAUUUACUCUCUUUUACUAAUCGACGUCUUUUUUGACGUAGCUAUAAGCUGAUUGUUUAUUAUAAUGUUUGCUGGUGUUAUGAAGCGCACGCAACCACAAGAUACCAACGCAUUCAAUACAGAAGAAAUACCCAAUAAACUAACAACAGAAAUGCAGCAGCAAAACGGUACGAACCAACCGAGAGUGAUCCCGGUUCAGCAUAUUCACUCAGGACAACAGCAGUUCCCAAUGCACAAUCCAACGAAAAUGCCUCAACCGUUCGCCCCCCAGACCAGCAUGCCAAUGCCGCAACAGCAUUUCCCAAACCAAGUACGUAGCACUACCCCCGACUGUAUAGCGAUACCCGUCCAGCACUUUAACCCUGGAUCGGCGCAAGAUGUCUCCGUCGCUGUUUUACACGAAGAAACAUUAAAACCCCCAACUCCUACAAGCUCGCCCGGUAGUCAGUAUAUAGAAUCUGAGCCUGUGUAUAUCCCUACCCCAUCCCCGCAACCACAGUCCCCAGUUCCAGAUGACUUAUUGACCUCGGCCACCACGGAAAACAAGGCCGACGAUACGAUUGAACCAGAUAUGCCACAGGCGGCGCCUAAAGAACGGAAGGUUCCAAUCCAAGUUGUCCAUGAGUCUCCAAAACAGCCGAAUUAUCAUCCACAGCAAGCUAAGCCACAAGCCCCACCUCAAAGUUACCCCCAGCAACAACCAUAUCAGCAACCGAAUUUUGCACGAUUUUCCACUUCCCCACCACAACAACAAUUCCCAAAUCAGCAGCAACCGCCACAGCAGACGCAACAGCAACCUGGCCAUAGAGACGUUCCUAUUACUGCCUCCCCAAAGCCCACUGCCGCUCCUCCAACACCGACACCCCCUGUAACACAAGCGCCCAAACCGCACAUGCCAAGCCCACCGCCUGCCCAGGACGAUCACCGUGUCAUAGCCGCACGCAAAAAGAUCGCCGACGCGCUGUCCGACCUUGAAUCGAUCGAAAAUGACGUAAACCAGUUCUCUGGUGAAUCAAAGGACAAAGCGUAUCUUAAACUGGAACAUCUGCUUACAAAGAAAUUGCUGGCCCUGGACGAAGUUACAGCAGCAGGAGCUCCUGGCGAAUCCGACAUUCGAGCUGAACGAAAAGCGGCGGUGAAACGUGUUCAACAAACAUUAGACGUAUUAGAACUUAAAUCCAUGGCGAGCUGAAAAAUGAGUUUUGUUCUUCAUUGUUUGAACUUUUAACGCCAAUUUAAAUAUACUACCAAAAGUUCAUAGAGUAUAUAACGAAAAUGGGUUUACGUUUUAUAACUUGCUGUUAACUUACGUUGUUAUGUGUCGUCCUGAUGUCUUCUGGUUUAAUUUCAAAGCCCUUAUGUAAAGGUUGCAAGAGCUACUCUUUAUAAAGCUCGUUUCUGCUGUUAUAACUCGUAAAAUGUCUUUGUAGUCUAAAUUGAGUUACUGUCGAAUUUUUCAUACUUCAACAAAUUGCUUGGUGCUGCAUCGCGCAUGUGCAAACAUGACUGAAACAUUUUGCUUUUUCGUUCAUUGUACACGUUUAGCUGUGUGUAGGCAAUUAGAAGUAUUUCGAUUUUCGUAAUGUUAUAAUAUAGAUUAUAUACAUUUUUUGAAUUGUUAUAAUAUUAAAAAUCGUUCAAA
This is a messenger RNA of Ciona intestinalis (vase tunicate), 1878 nucleotides long. RefSeq lists its product as uncharacterized. Gene Ontology annotation, molecular function: protein-folding chaperone binding. NCBI's taxonomy places the organism in Eukaryota, Metazoa, Chordata, Ascidiacea, Phlebobranchia, Cionidae. The record is from RefSeq and is a predicted model, not a curated record.